AUGGCGACGAAUUCUAUCAAGCUUUUGACUGGCAACAGUCACCCAGAGCUGGCCAAUCUAGUUGCAGACAGGCUAGGCAUCGAAUUGACCAAGAUCAUGGUCCUACAAUACUCGAACCAGGAAACGAGCGUAACGAUUGGAGAGAGUGUCCGAGAUGAGGACGUAUUCAUCCUGCAAUCCACCCGGCCGAACGAUAUCAACGACGGAUUGAUGGAGUUGCUUAUUAUGAUCAAUGCCUGCAAGACUGCUUCCGCGCGACGUAUCACCGCUGUGAUCCCGAAUUUCCCCUACGCCCGCCAGGACAAGAAGGACAAGAGCCGUGCACCGAUUACAGCUAAGCUCAUGGCGAACAUGCUGCAAACAGCCGGCUGCAACCACGUCAUCACCAUGGACCUUCACGCCAGUCAGAUCCAGGGCUUCUUCAACGUCCCCGUCGACAACCUAUAUGCUGAGCCCAGUAUGCUCAAGUGGAUUCGGGAGAACCUUGACGUUAGCAACUGUGUGAUCGUGAGUCCCGAUGCCGGUGGUGCUAAGCGGGCUACUGCUAUUGCCGAUCGAUUAGACCUCCAGUUCGCCUUGAUUCACAAGGAGCGCCCUCGUCCGAACGAAGUUUCGCGAAUGGUCCUUGUCGGCAGCGUGAAGGACAAGGUUGCUAUCAUAGUUGAUGAUAUGGCCGAUACCUGUGGAACCCUCGUCAAGGCCGCCGACACAGUGAUGCAGCACGGUGCAAAGGAAGUCAACGCCAUUGUGGUGCACGGUAUCCUUUCCGGCAAGGCCAUCGAUAAUGUGAACAACAGCUGCCUGAAGCGUAUCGUUGUGACCAACACUGUCCCUCACAAGGAGAAGAAGGAGGCCUGCGACAAGAUCGAGACCAUUGACAUUAGCCCUACGCUUGCUGAGGCUUGCCGGCGAACUCACAACGGCGAGUCCGUUAGUUUCCUGUUCUCCCACACGGUUGCCUAG
Messenger RNA from Aspergillus mulundensis, 963 nucleotides. RefSeq names its product ribose-phosphate diphosphokinase. Gene Ontology annotation, molecular function: magnesium ion binding; ribose phosphate diphosphokinase activity. Gene Ontology annotation, biological process: ribonucleoside monophosphate biosynthetic process; 5-phosphoribose 1-diphosphate biosynthetic process; purine nucleotide biosynthetic process. The transcript has 4 exons. NCBI's taxonomy places the organism in Eukaryota, Fungi, Ascomycota, Eurotiomycetes, Eurotiales, Aspergillaceae. Gene Ontology annotation, cellular component: ribose phosphate diphosphokinase complex; cytoplasm. The record is from RefSeq and is a predicted model, not a curated record. The coding region runs from base 1 to 963 and encodes 320 amino acids.